Molecule: messenger RNA, 813 nt
Organism: Dichomitus squalens LYAD-421 SS1
Lineage: Eukaryota; Fungi; Basidiomycota; Agaricomycetes; Polyporales; Polyporaceae
Exons: 6
Coding region: 45-590 (181 amino acids)
Biological process (GO): protein phosphorylation
Molecular function (GO): protein kinase activity; ATP binding
Source: RefSeq, a predicted model, not a curated record
CGGCUGAGGUCCUUCGGUCGUCGUCUGAGACACCGCUUCUACUGAUGCCAUGUUUGAGGGAGCUGGACAGCGUCCCAUUUCAUAAUGCUUCGUUGGGCUUCCUGCUGUCCUUUUCUCAUCAGAUUGUUGAGGGAGUUGAACAUCUCCAUCGCAAUCGUGUAGCGCACUUGGACUUGUGCACCGACAACCUCGUUCUGGCACAUGAUCAACAUGCAGUGGCUGACAGACGAGUCGAAGGAAAGAAGGUCUACAUCAUUGACUUUCAUACCUCCCAACAGCUCGAACUACCUCCAGGGACACAGCACGCUAUACUUCUACCAUAUACCCAGAUCGAUCCGCCUCCUGGCAUUAAGCACUUCGAUCCUUACUCUUGGGACGUGUAUUGUCUUGGGCAUGUGUUCGAGGAGCGACUGCAGGUAUAUAGUUACAGACGCGAGGAGCCGCGAGUUGUCCGCUGGUUCGUUCAGUGGCUGAAAGGGACUGAACGCGGAUGUGGAUCUGUCUGCCGCUGCCGCCCUACCGCACGACGCGCCCGUCAGAUGUUAACUUUCCUUCGAGGGCUUGCCUACAUUAUCGAGGUUCUCUCAUGACAACACUUGAAACGGCUAUCGGAACGCUAUCAGCUUGGGAGUCAGUGCUCGUGACGAAAGCGGGGGCUCGGUAUUCUCAUUUUGGCUUGCGAAGAGUUGUAGCGCAAUAUCACUCAAGACCAUUGGCUACGAUAGGUUAGGGACGUCACAAAUCGCGCGCACCUGUAGCGUCCCAGGCUCGGUAACGACUACGAGCCACUUAACGGCUAAUCAACCCAUUACC